This is a messenger RNA of Dermacentor andersoni, 2343 nucleotides long. RefSeq lists its product as uncharacterized. The record is from RefSeq and is a predicted model, not a curated record. Lineage: Eukaryota; Metazoa; Arthropoda; Arachnida; Ixodida; Ixodidae.
GCGUGCGAUUAUACUCUAAUGGUUGGAGCUUAGGAGGACUUUGCUGUGGUGACCGAUGUUCGAUCCCACCAUCGGUAACGUUGUUCAAUCAUUUUUCAUGAGUACUAGCUAUUAAGCAAUACAGCAGCAGCGCCAAGCAGUGACGAUCGGGAGUGUCCGGGUGUAUUCGCAACAAAAGCGCCGCUUGAAAACACGCUGUGCUGUCCGACCAUCGCCAGUGCAUUCAUAUGCAAGCAGAACUAAAAAUUCUUGGGAUAUUUGUUUAUGUACACUCGUGGACGAUGGCGCGGCGGGGAAUUAAACACGGUAGAUUGAGCUAAGUUUCACAAUGUCGUAACAAAUUCUUUCGUAACUUAGUUGGUGCUAUAAGUCCAUGCUGGAGUAAAGCCAGCACGCUGUAGGAGGCUUCCCGGGCUAGUUUUAGUUGGGGAGUGGCAUGUUUCUAUCAUGUCUCCGCAAGCUCCUUGCAUUAAUGUGUAUAAGCCGCCGCGGUGGCUUAGCGGCUAUGGUGUUGCGCUGCUAAGCACGAGGUCGCGGGAUCGAAUUCCGGCCACGGCGGCCGCACAUUUCGAUCUGCCCAAAUGCAAAAAAAAAACCUUCCCGAGUUUCGUGCAUUGGGGGGCACGUUAAAAAUCCCCUGGUGGUCAAAAUUAAUCCGGAGUUCACCAUUACGGUCUGCCUCAUAAUCAAAGCGUGGUUUUGGCACUCACAACCCCAAAAUUAAUUUUAUUUGUUCGCUUUGAUGUUCACCGUGUAUUCGGUGUUAGCUGUCGUCACAGGCCACUGUUGGCGAUCAGCGGUAUUGAAAAACCAGCGACUGUCAUUACAUGAAAGAAGUGUUUUGCGGAUUUAAAUUCGGCGUUUCAACAGGCACUAUUUCUGCCUGCUUUUUAAAACUGCCCAUGUGAUGCCCACAUGUCUUUGUACGGCGCCCAGUCAGCCCGAUUAAUUAUUGAUGGUCUAAUGAGAGUCUGAAAAUUCAAUCAGGAAAAGCAACACUUUGUUUACGAGAGAUGCCGCAUUAUGGGGUUCCGGAUUAAGUUUGGUGGUCUAAAGAUCGGGAACUUGCAAGAAAAAUUAGGAAGAAGGGCAUUUUCGUAUUUCGCCUCGAUCAAAAUGCGUGUGGCACGGCAGCGAAAUGAAACUGCUACUGCGUAAUCCGCAACAGAACGCCGUAACUGGUGCGUGCCAGCGUCGGAUGACUCCGAAUCCUGUGGAAGAGUAAACAUGGUUUUAUAAAAGAUUGCCGUAAAGUACACAUAUUCGAAGUAAAAUAAAUUGAAGAAAGCGGUUGUGUAAUGCAUGAGGGGCUAUUGUUUUUGCUGUGGAACUUUUAGUAACUUGCUUAAUCUUUCAGCGAAGCAGCGGUCACUGCCACCAGUCGGUGUAGGUGUCACUGUAAAUGCAUACAUAUUGUACGAUGACACAUUUAAGUCGCAAAGUUGGUUGAAUAAUGAAGAGACUGAAGCUGAUAAUGUUCCUUCAAUGGAUGACUUUAAGAAGCUUUUCUCACAGGUUCAGCAGUAUUUUAACAAUGAAUUAAUAAUGGUAAAGUUCUCAAUCGAAAGUACACAGAAGAACAAUGACCUUCGUGUUCCAUACAGCGGUGGCAAAUCCCUGGAUGCAACCAAGACAUUAGACAGGUUGAGUGCAUACGCUGUGACACAAUCUCCCAGCAACGACAGUAUUUUCUAUUAUUUUACUGAGAGUGACUUACUUCAAGAAUCAAAAAGAGGCGACCAUCUGGAGCUUGAAUUCACUGAAAAGGCGACUCACGAUACAUUUUGCAGCGGAAAGGUCAGCGCUGCUGUCGUAAAAUGCUUCCCUGGAGGGAAAGAUUGCCACAUGCACGCUGUAAGAGCAACCGCGGAUGUAUACUGCAACAGCGACAUGUGAAAUGCCUUGUCCACGAGCCAUGGAACAUAGCAGUUCCUUCGUUCACCGCCUAGCGCAAUAUGGCGUCGUGCCCAUGGCCACUACAGUGUUGCCUGUGUGACAGCCCUCGAAAUUAGGUAUUUGAACGAAGGUGGCAAAGAAAGUACAUUUAAAUGCAGCAGGAGAACUACGGAAUAAAGAAAGCUCUAGAACAAAGCGAGCACGUGUUCCAUCAUCAAGGACGAAGGAUAACUUACAAAUGCAAGUGAACGCUUGUUGUACCAAUGGGCCAUUGAACGUCACCCAGCCAGAGAGUUGUCGCACAUACAGGUUCGGCAAAGCGGCAGAAGCAGGGGAGCGUGAGUGAAUUGGACGACUUUGUCCUCAGUGUGUUGUGGUUCGUCUUUCGCAGCUCCUCCUCGAGGAACGAACUACGGGCGUUGCGCUCAGGAAGUCAUAGUCGACACG